Molecule: messenger RNA, 2547 nt
Organism: Thyridium curvatum
Lineage: Eukaryota; Fungi; Ascomycota; Sordariomycetes; Thyridiales; Thyridiaceae
Exons: 5
Coding region: 1-2547 (848 amino acids)
Biological process (GO): mRNA splicing, via spliceosome
Cellular component (GO): nucleus
Molecular function (GO): RNA binding
Source: RefSeq, a predicted model, not a curated record
AUGUAUGACCAAUCCCAGUCGACGUCGCGCGACGACGCAGGUUACCGGCGAGAUGACCGGGAACACUACAAGACGCGGAAGGGUAAACCAGCGAACCCGGCUUUGCAUACCGAGCACUCUUACUCGAGCCCGCGCAGAAGUCCUCGUCGCGACGACCAGUUCUCGCGACGUGGGCGACAACCCAACCGACGCGACUUUGACGAGCCUGGCCACCGGAGAGCGAGGAGUAGCGAUCGCACGCAACCGGAUCCCUCCUUUUAUGAUGACGACCCUCGGUACGACGACCAAGACCAAGAGCGUCAUGGUAACCGUCGAGGCGGCUUUGGGAGAUCGUACCGUUCGCGGGAUCCGGACCACUAUGGAGAGGAACGAUACGGUUACCGGUCGCGCGGGGACAGUCAAGAUCGCCGCCCCAGGUCGAGGUCUCCUCUGCGAUCAGAAACGCUCAUCCUGGAAGGGCUGCCCGAUGAUGUGACAGAGAAAGACAUUCUUCAAGGCAUCGAGAUUAUUGCAAACUAUCCCGAGUUCUCUACAGAUUUGAUCAAGGCAGUCCGCCUCAGAUCAAACAAGAGAGGUCGCCGAAUCGCUUUCCUGGAGUUCUUCCGUGCUGCAGAUGCUGCGGACUUCCUUGAGCAACACCCGCCCACAAUCUCACUUCCUCUUCCUGAGUCGAGAGGCCUCCAGUCCGAGCCGGUCAGGGUGGGCAUCAAUUAUAGUCGGACGAAGGAGGAUGCCGACCGCGGAGGCAGGUCCGAUGACCUGGACUGGACAUGCAGCGAGGGCUCCAAGGCCAGGCAAGUGGCACUUGCAGGCACCUUCGGCUCAUGCUCUUACUCUAACCUAUAUUUUGCAGACCGUGAACUUCAGUAUGGCAACGGUGGUGGGCUCUUGGGCCUCGCUCGGGAUCAGAUUUUAACGGGCGAAUCGGAUGAGGAGCCUCAACAACUUCCUUCUCAGUAUAUCGUGAUCCGAGAUCUCGAGCCCUCAGUCACUGAAGAGACAUUGGCAAAGGGCGUCAUGAAGCUGUUCGUUGAGGACAGCUCACCCGCCAAGGACUCGACCUCGGCACCACCGAAGCUAAAGUCUACUGCUCCCGUCGGCAACACGACAGGCCUUGGAGCGCGGCCUGGCUCUCUCCGACGGGUCUUUUUAAUUCGUGAUCGAGCCUCCAAAGAGUCCUGGAAGUACGGCUUUGCGGAAUUUGCAACCCUCGAUGAUGCACAUGGUGCUGUUUCCAAGUAUCGCGCUUCUCCCAAGUUCACGAUCGCUUCCAAGCCUGUAAUCGUGGCCUUCAUACACACGGGUGUCUUUGUCCCAGUGUUUGAGCCUUUGACAUCACGAAACGCGCACAUUGGAUUUGCUCCCAUAUACAACCCAUCUAUUACAGUCAAGUACUGGGAUGAUCGAGCAUAUCCGAGCCCAUUCAUCGUCUCUGAUGAACCUCUCCCUGACCAGGGCAGUCCGGAAAAGGCUGCCGAUGCCGACAAAACCGCAGUGGCCCCAGGCUCAGCCGCGUCCGAUGCAAACAAGAAGCUCAAGAAGGCCAAGGACAAGCCGGCCAUCAUGGCACCUCAAAUGCAGAUGUGGGCGAAGAAACGCGCCGAACUCCAUGGAGGGCCUAAACCCGCCACCACAGGGCAGGAUGAUGAUGCUAUGGAUUACUCCCUCGACCGCGAAAAUAGCGGGCCGCGAGCUGCUCACUGGCGGGAUACAUUUGUCUCAUAUGCAGACAGAGACAGUAUUCAUUGUCAUCUCUGCGCCAAGAAGUUCAAUACGGAACAGGAGCUGCGAGACCACGAAGUUCUCUCGAAGCAACAUCUGCUCAAUCUCGACAACAUCGAUUUGAAGAUCAAGGCCACAGAAAAGCUGAAGGAGCUUGACAAACAGUGCGACACGAUCACCCGAAGGACACCUCGCGAUCGUACGGCUCAAGCUCCAUCCUAUUUGUCCUACGCCGAUAAAGAGAACUUGGUCUGCCUCGUCUGCGAGCGCAAAUUCAAGCGGCUUGCCACACUUCGCCUGCACGAGAGAGAAAGCGAACUUCACCGGAUCAAGAGCGGGAACGAGAAAAAUGUGAACCGGGCAGUCGCAGAGUUGGCGAAGCUGGGCCAACGGCCUAUGCGGCUCAGGGCCAAGCAAGCCGCCAACCAGAGCUCAUAUCGGGACAGGGCUCGGGAAAGAAGAGUGGCAUUUAACCAACCGAAGCGGCCCAGCGGACCGCAGGCGGCGAAGACGUCCGCGGGCAGAGACGGUGAAGCAGCAACGCCGAAGAAGCCAGCCAAUACUCCUGCGCCUGCACCGUCGAAGGGUGCGGCCCUGCUGGGCAAGAUGGGCUGGUCGGCUGGCCAAGGCCUGGGGUCGGAAGGCACAGGCAGGACCGAGGCGAUUCAGACCGACCUGUACAUGCCAGGAGUUGGCUUGGGUGCGGAGGGUGGUAAAUUAGGGGACGCGGCAGAAGAAGCGGCUCGCAAGACUGAGGGCCAGUAUUCUUCGUUUAUCGAAAAGACAAAGGAUAAGGCGCGCGAGCGGUUUGAGAAAUUAUCAUGA